Molecule: messenger RNA, 1718 nt
Organism: Protobothrops mucrosquamatus (brown spotted pit viper)
Lineage: Eukaryota; Metazoa; Chordata; Lepidosauria; Squamata; Viperidae
Product: vacuolar fusion protein MON1 homolog B-like
Exons: 5
Coding region: 6-1718 (570 amino acids)
Biological process (GO): protein targeting to vacuole; vesicle-mediated transport
Source: RefSeq, a predicted model, not a curated record
UAGAGAUGGAGAACAAAGAGCCUGGCUUACCUUGUGAAGGGGAAAUGGAGCUCCUUGUCCAGAAAUGUGGGCUGGAUCCUACAGACAGAAAUGGGGAUGAGUCCUGUUCUGUCUCAGAAAAGCAGGAAGAAGUUCCUGCUGCCCCAAAUAAUGGACCCAUGAGUAUGGUAAUUGACAAAGUGAACGGGCAGGAGGAGCUGAGAGAAGCCCCAGAGGAACUGAGUGACAAAGAUGCGUCUGAUUCAACCUCAACUGACAACACUUGGGAAGAUUCAAAUGAGUUUCACCGACAAAUGGUGAUAGGAGAUGGACCAUCAGGAGAACAGGAAGCAGUGAUACAGUCACGCCUGGCUACAUACCGAGAUGAAGAUGUGACUGCAGAGAGUUGGCGGGCACACAGGAAACAUGUCUUCAUUUUAAGUGAGGCUGGGAAACCCAUUUAUUCACGUUACGGCAAUGAAGAAGCCCUUAGUUCCACCAUGGGUGUCAUGAUGGCACUGGUGUCAUUCAUCCAAAGUGGGGAUAACUCUAUUCGCUCCAUUUAUUCUGAUGAUCACAAACUGGUUUUUGUGCAGCAGGGCCCCCUGGUACUGGUUUCAGUUUCGCAUACCCUACAGUCAGAGCAGCAACUACGCCAGGAGCUUUUGUAUGUCUACGAUCAGAUCAUCAGCAUGCUUACUCAGGCCAGCAUCACUCGCAUCUUUGAACGGAAAAAGAACUAUGACCUCCGGCGCUUGUUGACCGGUUCGGAGAAGAUCCUUGACCGUUUGCUGAACCUGGUAGAAUCAGAUCCUUGUUUUCUCCUUGGAGCUGUACGCUGUCUACCCCUCCCCGCCUCCCUCCGGGAUUCCCUGGGCACUUUGCUACAAAAAGCCAUCACCCCUAAUCUGGUCUUCUCUAUUUUGGUGGCUCGGAGUCAGUUGGUCACCACAGUGCAGGAGAAAACAGUCAUUGAAGAUUGCCGGUUAGAACCUACUGACCUACACCUGUUACUCAAUCUCAUUGGGGCAACUUCUGCCUUCCAAACUGGGGAAAUUUGGACACCUAUUUGUUUGCCACGUUUCAACCCUGAUUGUUACUUUUAUGCGUAUAUUUCUUAUUUGGAUUCAGAAUGUACUGUCUGCCUCAUCCUUCUCUCUACGGACAAGGACUCUUUCUAUUCUGUCUCGGAUUGCAAGAAACGCAUUGAGGAAGGCAUGAGGACUCAGAACUAUCUGCAGGCACUCUCAAGUGGCUUAAAGAGCCCAUCCUAUAGUGUGGGGCUGGUGGGAGUGCCAGAUCUUCGGCACUUUAUAUAUAAACCUCUGGAUAUACCGGAUAAUUACCGACAACUUCCCCAAUUCACCAGUCCAGAACUGGAGGGGCCAUAUUGCAAUGAGAAUGAACGGCACCGACUCUUUGACCUCUACCACUACCUUCACAGUCGCAUCCACAGUACCUCACGUCCUCUACGUCUCAUCUACCAUGUAGCUGAAAAGGAGACUUUAUUGGCUUGGGUUACAAGUAAAUUUGAAUUAUAUACCUGUUUCAAUCCUUUGGUGACGAAAGCUGGUGCCAUCAAUGUCUUGACCAAACUGUUACGUUGGAUAAAGAAGGAAGAAGACCGGCUCUUCAUCCGUUACCCACCCAAGUAUUCCACUACACCUAAUCCUGGGAAAGGAAACAGGCCCCCCCGAACAGAUGGUACUGAAAACGGCUUCUUUGGAGGAGGUCACUAG